AUGCUCGCAUUGAAAUCGUGCUGCCUUGUGGCGUUCUUGAUCUCUCGUGUUCUUGCUUCUGAUAACAUUCUAACCCUACCGGCUAUAUCGCCAGUUCCGUCUAAUGCAUCUGAAUUGCUUGACAGGUGGCUCGCUUCGUUUUCCUUCGAACUUGCCUACUUGCCCUACUUUACUGGGAACCGCUCGAAUCCAAAUGUCCUCACCCAGGAGCUCAUGCAGAGACUGGUCGAACGGACCGGAGUAGGCCCUGAUAUUCGUCCAGGAGGUAUUACAGUUCAGGAGGAAUAUACAGGACAACUUAGUACGCUAUCAACAUUUCCUAUGACAAUUCACAGGUCAAUCCAUACAUGCUUCAGUGGACCAGGCUUCUUCAACUUGUUGAAAAUGUUUCCCGACUCGUCACGGUUCAUAGUAGAUACCAACUUGGGUAACAACUCUGUCGACAUUGCUCAACAUCAAGUCGAAGCUGCAGUCAAAUACUUAGGAUGGGACAGGAUUUACACUAUACAAUUGGGAAAUGAACCAGACCAUUAUGCAGGUGGUUCACGUCCGAGCAAUUGGUCAUCGGCAGCGUAUACUGCUCAGUUCCUCAACUGGACGACAACGUUGACUGAGCGCUUAUCUCUACCUCCGCGGAUUUUCCAAGCUCCUGCAGUCGCGGAUGACCCCACACCUUCUGCUCUUAUCACGACUAUUUCUACAGUUGAUGAGGGCAUUGAUUCUACUGGGGUGCUUAAGCUAUUUGACCAACAUACUUAUCAAUACUCAACGUGCGAUCCCGAGCGUAACGCCAUUGCAACACUGCCGAACCUCAUCAAUCACCGAAAUAUAACAGCAUAUCUCGACCUCUGGAAACCACAAAUUUCGGCCGCGAGAGCCCGAGGAAAAGAAUUCGUCGUAGGGGAAUACAGCUCCGUCUCAUGUUCGGGGAAGCAGAACGUCACGGAUACCUUUGGCCAAGCCCUUUGGAUCGCGGAUACCGUGCUUUACGGAGCCUUUUUAAAUAUCUCGCGGAUGUAUUUACAUCAGGGUGCGACACUCGUGUUCCAGAGUAGUCAACAAGCGAAUGAACCCGGAUUUUCAUGGUACGACCUUUGGUACCCGGUGGAAACGGAGCGCUAUGGACCCGCGCGUGCCUCUCCGUCCUUCGUAGCCUACCUUCUCAUCAACGAGGUAGUUGGAAGUUCGCAACAAUCCCGGCUAAGUCUCAUCGACGUCCCUUCUCAUCCACAGCUCGCGGCAUAUGCGAUUUGGGACCCAUCCGCUCGUAAAGAUAAUAUUGCACGAUUUGUUUUGCUCAAUCUUUCUGUGCGCAAUGAGAGCACAUCUGCUGCAGACGCUGCGCUUGACGAAGUAGUUGUCGACUUGAGUUCAUACGUACGAGGUGGGAAGGGAAAGAGUGGUGCAAAGGUGAAGAGGAUGACGAGUCCCGGACUUGAUUCGAAAGAUGUCAGUCGAGUUCUGUGGGCUGGUCAGUCGUAUGAAAAUGGUACUGCGUCAGGAGAAGAAGUCAUUGAGAACUUGGAGGAUGGGAAAGUAACUGUACAGGGCAGUGAGGGUGUUCUUGUGUUCUUCUAA
This is a messenger RNA of Fomitiporia mediterranea MF3/22, 1578 nucleotides long. RefSeq lists its product as uncharacterized. The transcript has 10 exons. NCBI's taxonomy places the organism in Eukaryota, Fungi, Basidiomycota, Agaricomycetes, Hymenochaetales, Hymenochaetaceae. Bases 1 to 1578 code for a protein of 525 amino acids. The record is from RefSeq and is a predicted model, not a curated record.